Messenger RNA from Cyprinus carpio (common carp), 2019 nucleotides. Its product is annotated as multiple epidermal growth factor-like domains protein 10. NCBI's taxonomy places the organism in Eukaryota, Metazoa, Chordata, Actinopteri, Cypriniformes, Cyprinidae. The record is from RefSeq and is a predicted model, not a curated record. The coding region runs from base 122 to 1702 and encodes 526 amino acids. The transcript has 13 exons. Gene Ontology annotation, molecular function: peptidase inhibitor activity. Gene Ontology annotation, cellular component: extracellular region. Gene Ontology annotation, biological process: innate immune response; antibacterial humoral response.
GAAAACCCCAGGAUCAUGUCCAAAACCCGUUGGAGCAGGACUGUGUGUUGAGAAGUGUUCUGGUGACAGUAACUGUCCAAACAAUCAGAAAUGCUGCAGCAAUGGAUGUGGACAUCAGUGUAUGCCUCCAUAUAAAGCAGAAAAGCCAGGAUCAUGUCCAGAACCCGUUGGACCAAGACCUUGUCUUGAGAUGUGUUCUGGUGACAAUAGCUGUCCAAACAAUCAGAAAUGCUGCAGCACUGGAUGUGGACAUCAGUGUAUGCCUCCAUAUACAGCAGAAAAGCCAGGAUCAUGUCCAAAACCCGUUGGAUUUGGACUGUGUGCUGAGAUGUGUUCUGGUGACAGUAGCUGUCCAAACAAUCAGAAAUGCUGCAGCAAUGGAUGUGGACAUCAGUGUAUGCCUCCAUAUAAAGCAGAAAAGCCAGGAUCGUGUCCAAAACCCGUUGGAGCAGGACUGUGUGCUGAGAUGUGUUCUGGUGACAGUAUCUGUCCAAAACAACCAGAAAUGCUGCAGCAAUGGAUGUGGACACCAGUGUAUGGCCCAUAUAGAGAAAAGCCAGGAGUGUGUCCUGGAAACAAUCACAACACAUCAGGAGUGUGUGUCGGGAUGUGCUUCCAUGAUGGUGAAUGUCUGAAUGAUGAGAAAUGCUGCAGCAAUGGAUGUGGAUAUCAGUGUAUGCCUCCAUAUAAAGGUAUUCAUAUUGUUAUAAUAGUAAAAAGCCAGGAUCGUUGUCCAGAACCCGUUGGAGCAGGACUGUGUGCUGAGAUGUGUUCUGGUGACAGUAGCUGUCCAAACAACCAGAAAUGCUGCAGCAAUGGAUGUGGACGCCAGUGUAUGCCUCCAUAUACAGAAAAGCCAGGAUUGUGUCCAGAACCCGUUGGACCAAGACCUUGUCUUGAGAUGUGUUCUGGUGACAAUAGCUGUCCAAACAAUCAGAAAUGCUGCAGCACUGGAUGUGGACAUCAGUGUAUGCCUCCAUAUACAGCAGAAAAGCCAGGAUCGUGUCCAGAACCCAUUGGAUUUGGACUGUGUGUUGAGAUGUGUUCUGGUGACAGUAGCUGUCCAAACAAUCAGAAAUGCUGCAGCAAUGGAUGUGGACAUCAGUGUAUGGCUCCAUAUACAGUUGGACCAGCAAAGCCAGGAGUGUGUCCUAGAAACAACGUUAAAAAAAUGGUGUUAGGAGUGUGUGCUGAGAUGUGUUCCCAUGACAGUGACUGUCCGAAUGAUCAGAAAUGCUGCAGCAAUGGAUGUGGACAUCAGUGUAUGCCUCCAUAUAAAGAAAAGCCAGGAGUGUGUCCAAGCAAAAACCUCAAAAUAGGAGUGUGUGGUGAAUUGUGUUCCCGUGACAGUAACUGUCCAAACAACCAGAAAUGCUGCAGCAAUGGAUGUGGACAUCAGUGUAUGGCUCCAUAUAGAGAAAAGCCAGGAGUGUGUCCAAGAACACCUCUCAGAAUAAAAGGUGUUUGCGCUGAGUUUUGUUCUCAUGAUGGUGACUGUCCGAAUGAUGAGAAAUGCUGCAGCAAUGGAUGUGGACAUCAGUGUACAGCUCUACCGAAAGAAAAGCCAGGAGUGUGUCCAAUGACUUUGGCUGGAGUAAGAGGACCGUGUGAAGAGUUGUGUGUCAAUGACUUUGACUGUCCGAAAAAUGAGAAGUGCUGCAGCUCUAUAUGUGGAGGACGUCUAUGUACACCUGCAUCUUAAGACAGAAGUCUUGCCCAACCACCUGUGGAAAUGCAUGCAGAUAUCAUACCAAUUUAUCCACUGGGAAAAGUCUUUGAUUGUCUUUCCUUGAAGUCAUUGAUUGUAAGGUUCUGUGUGUGUGCAUUUGUUGUUGUUAAAUCUAAAAAAAAAAAUAAUAAUUUUUUUAUUUCACACUAAUGAAAAUGAUGUCGGGAUCAUUUUUUGCCUAUGAAAUCUGCUUGUACUAACAAUUUCAUGAUUUGUGUUAUAUCUGAGCAAUGAUUAUAUCAUAAUUGCUUUUGGGGUUUUUCAUUUUGUAAACCUUAAUGCCUAAUAAA